AUGGCGCUGUGCGGCCGCUCCGCGCUCCUCCCGCCGCCCCCACGGCACCGAUCCCGGCCCCGGCCCCGAGCCCCGGGGCCCUUCGUCAGCUGCAGCCGCCUCCGAAACAUUCAGACCAUCUUGACACAGAGCAGCAAAUCUCAGCCUGAUGGAAUCCUCUGCAUUUUAGGGAUAGACAGUCGAUACAAUGAAGGGUGCAGGGAACUGGCAAAUUAUCUGCUCUUUGGUUUGUACAACCAGAACAACAACGACUUUGAAAGGACAGGCUUUCCUGAGGAAGUUCUGGAUGAUAUAAUCAUAUUAAUAAAACCUGACAGUGUUCAUCUGUACUGCAACCCUGUGAAUUACAAUCAUCUUUUGCCCUAUGUGGCACACUGGAGGAACUUGCAUUUCCACUGUCUGACUGAAAAUGAGUAUGAAGAUGAAGAAGCUGCAGAGGAAUUCAAGAUUUCCAGCUUUGUGGACAUGGUCCGGGAUUGCAGCCGCAUCGGGAUCCCCUACAGCUGCCAAGGCCACCUGCAGAUAUUUGACAUGUUCAUCGUGGAGAAGUGGCCGAUCGUCCAGGCCUUCGCGCUUGAGGGGAUCGGGGGCGACGGCUUCUUCACCAUGAAAUAUGAAUUAAUGGAUGUCAGUGCUGACUUGUGGAAGACCUAUAGCAAAAUGGAUCCUGUGUCCUUGGAGGAUUUACUCUUUGAGGAUUUAAUGAUUUUUGAGCACCAGUGGACCAACUUUUUUGCUAAUUUUGACACUGAAAUUCCCUUCAUUCUGGAACUCUCAGAAUCUCAGGCGGGGGAGCCAUUCAGAAGUUAUUUCAGCCAUGGCAUGAUCUCAAGCCAUAUAACAGAUAACAGCCCGAGCCGGCAGCCCUUUGUCCUGUUUGGCAGCCACUCCACGAAGGAAAACUUGAACUCUGGCAACUUUAAUUUUCCAUCUGAAGGACAUCUGGUUCGAAACACUGGCCUUGGUGGAAGCACUGCCAAGCAUAUGGUAGUGCAGUGUGUAUCUCCAAAGGGACCUCUGGCUUGUUCAAGGACCUAUUUUUUUGGAGCCACUCACAUUCCUUUCCUGGGAAAUGACAAUGAGAUGCACAAGCAAGCUGAGCAAGUUACGCUGUUGUCGCAAAUAUAUUCUGCUGUUGUAGAGGCUGUGCUUGCUGGCAUUGAGUGCUAUGCUAAAACUUCCACUGAAUCCAAGGCAAAGGAGGUGGCAGAGCAGGUGCUCCUGUCUGUGUUAGACACCCUUGGCUUAGCACAGCUGAAAUCUGCUUUACGCUCCAAAAUCGCUUUUCAAAUUCAGGCUGUGAACAACCAUGGCAGAAUUACUCCGUUAGAUAACGAGGAUAGCCUCAGUUUGAUCAAAACGGCAUCCAUGAUGGUGUUUGACAUUCCAGACCUGCUCACGGGAAGAGGAUGCUUGGGAUCUGUUGUGUUUUCAGAGUCCUUCCUGACAUCACAGAUACAGGUCAAAGAAAAAGAUGGCAGCAUCCAUCCAGACUCCAGGCACGUUAUCCUGACCGCAGCUAUCCCGAGAUUCGCUUCCUGGCUGGUUGAAGACAGUGAUGUGAAACUGUCUGAAAAGGCACAGCAAGUAUUGAAGGAAGACAAAUCUUUCCUGGGCACUUUACUCACUGGGGGUGAUGGAGUUUAUAUCUGUUCCAGCAAUCCACAGGCCAUGCCUGCAGAAGGCAAAUUGUAUUUCUUUUCCGAUGGAAUUCUGUUCUGUGAUCCCCACCAAGGCAGCAUUUCCAUUUCCAAGAACCACAUGAGUUCCAUUUCUCUCUAUGAUGGGGAUUCCAACAGUGUUGUUGCUGCUCUCUUUAUAGACUUCAAAAGUUCCCUGCUUCCUCAUCUCCCUGUUGAAUUCCACACCCAGAACAACUUUCUGAUGAUUGCACUUUUUCCCAAAAGAAAGAUUUAUAAAGCUUUUUAUUCACAGGUUUUCUCUUCAUGGCAAAGCCAGACAAGCUCAGGAUUAUCUUUAAGGGUUGUCCAGGAAGAAUUCCUGUCUGAGGAACAAAAGAGGCUGCAUUCCAGUGUUCAGAAGCUCUUCAAUGCCUUGUCUUUUUCAUCUGGGGAGAGAUGCAGGGAACUGAAGCUGUCUGCUGCCAUUCCAGAAUUGAAGAGGUUUAUGCAGCACUUCACAGUCAGCAGCGUCAGUACCAAGCCAGUGAUGAGAGCACAUCUUCCUGUCCUUCUCCAACAGUCAGAAACCAUUUCUGAAAGCAAAGCAGAAGGUGAUAAGGUGAUCAUCACCAUCAUCACCGGGCUGCCAGGAUGCCGUUCCAGCGACCUGUGUUCUUUCCUUGUCACUUUUACCAAGGAGCAUGGAAGGUGGAUUGUUUAUCGGCAGACCAUGGAUAGUCCAGAGUGUUUCAGUGCUUCCCACUUCCAGCGUUUCCUGGCCGGGCUCCUGGAGGCCCAGCAGAACCUCGGGGUCCGUCAGGCUGGGAAGAGCAGGAGGCUCCUGGUGGUGCUGCAAGGGUACACUGAUGUUAUUGAUGUUGUGCAAGCUCUGCAAACUCACCCUGACCCAGAUGUGAAAUCUUCCUUCAUCAUUGGAGCAGUCAACACCUGUGUGGAGCCCCUGAGCUGCUACAUGGAACACAGGCUUCUUUUCCCCAAGUUCUUGGACCAGUGUUCACAAGGACUGGUGAGUAACGUGGUUUUCACAAGUCAUGCCACAGAGCAGAGGCACCCACUCCUCGUGCAGCUGCAGAGCCUGAUCCGAGCAGCAAAUCCUGGAGUUUCCUUCAUCCUGGCAGAAAAUGGAAUUGUAACAAGGAACGAGGAUAUUGAAUUAAUUCUCUCAGAAAGCAGUUUUUCAAAUCCUCAGAUGAUGAGAGCUCGAUAUUUAAUGUACCCUGGCUGGUACGAUGGCACAUACGGGGCUGGGCCCGUGUUCCCUCCCAUGGUUCAGAUCUGCGUGUGGUUCAGUCGCCCUCUGGAGAAAACACGAUUUGUGACCAAAUGCAAAGCAAUUAAGUCAUUGCUCAAGCCAAGUCCUUUUUCUGGGAACAUUUAUCACAUCAUGGGCAAAGUGAAGUUUUCAGAUGCUGAUAAAGUCAUUGAAGUCUGUCACAACACAGCAGCAAAUUCCCUAAGCCUGGUGCCUGUUCCGGAGGGGCCAGCUCCUCCCGAUUCCAGAAGUGAUGCCAGAGACUGCAGCAGUCAACAGGAAUAUUUCCUUGUGUUCAUUGGCUGCUCCCUGAAGGAAGAGGAUAUCAAAGAUUGGCUCAGAGAAACUGCAAAACAGAAACCUCAGAGGAAAGCCCUGAAAACCAGAGGAAUGUUAACCCUUCAGGAAAUAAAAAACAUUCACGUGAAACGCCACUUGGAUCCACUUCCAGCUGGUUAUUUUUACAAUGGGACUCAAUUUGUGAAUUUUUUUGGUGACAAAAUGGAUUAUCAUCCACUAAUGGACCAGUUUAUGAAUGAUUACUUGGAAGAAGCCAACAGGGAAAUCGAGAAGUACAACAGAGAGCUGGAGGAGCAGGAGUACCAUGACCUCUUUGAGCAGAAGACUUAAGCACGUGGGUCCCGGGUGUUUCUGUCCUUGUGUCAGGAACCAGAAAUUCUGUUUUGUCCUUCUGGCUCACAAGAAAUUGAGUGAAAUGUCUGUUUUCAGCACUCCUUCCCAAACUAAGGGAUCAUUCCCCUAAGGUUGGCAUUUAACACGGUAACUGCUUAGCUGUUUGUACUGUCAGGUUUGCUUCCACUUCACCUUAAUUCCAGACUGUACAAAGCAUCACCUGGAAUCUCUGGCUUGUGGUGGAAACUUGGGAAAAAGAAGAAGGAGAAAAGAAGCAAAACUGGAUUUAUUUCCUAAAAAGGUCAGAAUGUCAUUGUGAAAUUGGGCCAUGGUGCAGAUAUCAAACAAUCCUUGGGCGUCCCUUGGAAAUUGUUGCACGGGAGCAUCGAUGAGCAGUGGGGGAAUUCAGGAUGUGGGAUUGGGGUGUUCCCAAAGCGAGAAAUGGGGGAGCAGACUUGGAAGAGUCCCCAAUCCCAGAACUGUUUGGGUGUUCCUGAAGCAAAAAAAUGGGGGAAUAAGUAAAAAAAAUUAGAAGAGUCCCUAAUCCCACAGCUGCUGGGAUGUUCCCAAAGCGAGAAAUGGGGGAACAAUACGAAAAGCUCAGAACUGAGUCCCUAAGCAGCAGCUGUUGGGAUGUUCCCAAAGUGAGAAAUGAGGGAACAGUGGGAAAAACUCAGAAUUGGGUCCCUAAUCCCACAGCUCUUGGUGUGUUCCCAAAGCGAGAAAUGGGGGAACAGUGGGGAAAACUCUGAAGAGUUCCUGAUCCCAGAGCUGUUGGUGUGUUCCCAAAGCAGGAAAUGGAAUGAGUAAAAAACUUAGAAUCCCUGAGUCUGCAGCUGUGUUAGGAUGUUCCCAAAGCGAGAAAUGAGGGAACAGAGGGAAAAACUCAGAAUUGGGUCCCUAAUCCCACAGCUCUUGGUGUGUUCCCGAAGCGAGAAAUGGGGGAACGCUUUCUCAGAGUCCCUGAUCCCACAGUUGUUGAUGUAUUGCCAAAAUGAGAAAUGGGGGAACAGAGGGAACAGCUCAGGUGAGAAUCUAAUCCCACAGCUGCUGGGAUGUCCCUAAAGCGAGAAACGGGGGAACAAUGGGAAAAAUUCAGAAUUGAGUCCCUAAUCCCAGAGCUGUUGGUGUGUUCCCAAAGCAGAAAAUGGGAGAAUGGUUAAAAAAUGUAGAAUGCCUGAACCUGCAGCUGUUAGGAUGUUCCCAAAGCGAGAAAUGGGGGAACAAUGGAAAGAACUCAGAAUUGAGUGCCUAAUCUCACCGUUUCUAGGGCAUUCCCAAGGUAAAAAAUGUGGAAACAGUGGGAACAACUCAGAAUUCUGAGUCCUUAAUCCCAGAGCUGUCAGAGCAUUCCCAAAGCAAGAAAUGGGGAAUGGGAAAAGCUCGGAUGAGCACCUAAUCCCACAGUUGUUAGGAUGUUCCCAAAGCAACAGUUGGGGGAAGAGUGGGAAAAACUGACGAAUCCCUAAUCCCAGAGCUGUCAGGAUGUUCCCAAAGCGAAAAAUGGGGGAACAAUGGGGAGAACUCAGAAGUGAGUCCCUAAUCCCAGAGCUGUUGGGGCAUUCCCAAAGUAAAAAAUGUGGAAACAGUGGGAAGAACUGAGAAGAGUCCCUAAUCCCAGAGCUGUCAGGUGUUCCCAAAGUGAGAAAUGGGGGAACACUUUUUCAGCGUCCCUAAUCCCAGAGCUGUUAGGAUGUUCCCAAAAUGAGAAAUGGGGGAACAAUGGGGAAAAUCUCAGAAUUGAAUCCCUGAUCCCACAGCUGCCAGGGCAUUGCCAGAGUGAGAAAUGGGGGAAUGUUUUCUCAGAGUCCUUAGUCCCACAGCUAGCUAGGACAUUCCCAAAGUGAAAAUUGUGGGAACAACUCAGAAAAAUCCCUAAUCCCUGAGCUGUCAGGAUGUUCCCAGAGCAAGGGAUGAGGGAACACUCCCACCCCCACCUUUGCCAGGGCAAAGCCCAUCUCAAAACCUCAGCACAGUUUUGAGUCUGCACUCGAAAUUCUGACUUUAAAGAAAAGCUAUUUAUACAUUUCAGGGUGAAAUCAGUGGAGAAAUCUUAAUUUCUUCCCAGUGCUCUCAUUGGGAUUCUGGAAAAUAUUUCCUGGCUGGCUGCAAUGUGCACCUUGCUUAGGUUAUCCCUGGAGGAUUCCUAUUUCAGUCUUAGAAACUAAGCAAGGCAAGGCAAGGGGGAGGUUCUUCAACUGAACAAUUCCUUCUCAUGAAGAUGAGUGAUUUCCAAAGGUAAAAAAUAGCAAAGGCUGUUACUUGAAAAAGGCAGGAACUUGUCUGUGGAGCUUCCAGAAGAGUUUGCACACCAUAACAUUUCACUGUGCUGGUGAGAAAUCAGCUUUUAAGUACUUGUAACAGAAUUUUUAUAGUUCCUAAAUGAUAGAACAGGAAUGCUGGCAGCCUGUCCUGACUUAAUUCAGUUUAUUUUAAAGAAGGCUUUAUAAAUCCGUGACUGAAGGAUUAUAAAGUACCUUAGCAGCUACUUACAGGUAAUUAUUGGAGUUUAUUUGAAUAAGCAUGCAUGUGUUCAGAAUUUAGGUGAGAACAGCCCAGCAGGAAUUUUUUAUUUUCAUAUUCCUUUGCCUUAGGGACAGCUCAAUCUUUUACUGCAACUGCAGCUUUUCUUUCUGAACAGAUGUUUGUGAUACAGCAAGAAAUGGAAUGAAAAAUCUCUUGCAGGACACAAAAUACUUCAAAUGUAUCUGUACAGCCUCAUCCCAUGUCAGGAAAAUGAGAUUUAACCCCUGCCAUCAAACCUGGGGCUAAAUUAGAGUUUGUGCUUAACUAAAGAGAUGUAUUUUUUACCUUUGGAAUAUGAAAUAAGUGAAAUUUCAGUGACCUGAAGCACAUUUUAGGUGGUUUUAGUCUUCAUAGCUGGGUGCUUGUCCUGUGAGUGAUCCACAGUGCAGAGGUGGAAUUCCAGGUGCUGCAGGCUGGGAUAGAAAUACUGAUAAGGUUUCAUUCCUUGCUUUCCUCCUAGAUUUAAAAAGCUGUCUGAAUUGAAGACUUUAAUAUUUUAUUUUUUUUUUUUUUUUGCACACCACGAGACUUUAUAUAAAAACUACUUGUAUCCUGUUAGAGGCCAGUAAAAGCCAGCAAUUAGUUUGUGUUUUUAGGCUUUCCUGGGGUAUUCCCUGGAUCACAAGUGUGGAGCAUCCUGAUAAAGCUCGUGAGUUUUAUCUAUGCAUGGCUAAAUUUUAGUCUUAAUAUCCUGUAGUGCCUGUAGAGCAAAGGUAGCUAGCAGUGGGGUUGGGGGGCUGCCAGGGGUUUACAACUAAAUCCAGUCAGUUGCAUGAAAUUAUUUCGCAGCCCAGAAUUUUUAGGAAUCCCAAAAUUCUGGUGGUAGCGCUGCAAUAAAAAAAAAAAAAAGGGGCAUUAAGGAAAUUGGACUCCAGUUGGAAUUGCUUUGCCAAUUAACUCAGUGUAAACCCAGCUGUCCCAGUUCUCUCAUCUGCAAAGCCAUAUUUUUAGAGUAGUGGGAUGUGAUGUGGGAAGAAAUUCCAGUGGUUGGGACAGCAGGCACGUGGUGGAGGCUUUGUCUCGACACGUGAGUGGAUACAGAGUAGAUUUAAGUGCAAUUGAUUGAAAAUAGAUGAAGAUGCUGUAGCUGAUUUUUUGCUCUGCUGAACUCUUUUUAAGAACUCCAAUUUGUGCAGCUCUCAAUUCAAUAUGGAUGGGGCUGAUCCAGCUGGAAUUCCAAGCCCUGUGAACAAAAAACAAACAAAAAAAAGAAAUAAUUGGGGUUUGAGUGUGCAAAUUGAGCUGUUCCUUAAAAACUGGAGCAGAAGAGCUCAGAACAAAGGCCUAGAACCCUCCUGUCCUGUGCUGCAUGUGCUCUAUGGUCAUAGCUGUGUAUUACAAAGACCUUUCACCAGACUGGUACUGGCUCAAUUCAUGUAUUUUGGUAUUGAAAGAAAUUGAUUACCUCAAUUUUUAUCGUUUAUUUUUGAACUGUGACUUUCAACCAGAACAAAGAGAAAAAAAAUAAAAUAAAAAAUAAUAAAAAUACCGAAAUAGUGAAACUGUGACAAUGGUAUCCUUUAAAUGUAGUAGUGCCUUGCAGAUGACACCAUUUAUUCCCCAAAUAAAUGGAUGUCAGGGGUUGCACCCCCUCCUUUUUUUUUAAAGGAAAAUAACAGUUUUGGUGAAAGGACUUAAAAAUUUAACCUAGUGACAAAUAUUAGCACAAAUGGUUAAACUGUUUAAAAGAAAACUCUUUGAGGACUGAAAUAUGUAAAUGCCUGAUGCUGCUGCUGUUGAAGAGCAGUUGCUGAUUUUUUGGGAGUCAAUUCUUAACGAUCAGCAGCGCUUUUUGAAUUUUUUUUAAAUUUUUAUUUUAUUUUAGAAGAGUGUAACUUUUGUACUCUGGUCAGAGCUGUUUGUACUGUAUGGAAUCCCCAAGCCCAGGGGAUUUGGUGUCCUCAAUCCUUGGAAGUCGAGGUGAGGAUGGAGCCACUCCGAAGGAUCGAGGUUUGAACGGUUUUUUUUUGCUACUAAUUAAAAUAAAAACAACAAAAAGCACCAUUUCUAACCCACUGAUGUUUGGAUACAGCAAAAGUGCCAUUACACCGUUCCUUUUCUCUUUUUAAAUACUUGGAAAAAUUUGUGUCCAGGCAUUCCUGAGCUUGGGAAGUGCUGAAGAGUCCUCAAGGGGUUUCCACGCUUUGCUGACCUUUGUUAGCAGCUUGUGGUGGUGUUUUUUUUUCUUUCUCCUCACCGAGAAUGAGUGUGAUCAGAAGUUACUGAAGUUAUAGGGAUUCAAAUGUGACAAACUUAGCAGGGGAACCUUUGCAACUUGAGCUGCUCUGCAGUCUGGGAGUAUUUGAAUUUGAAGCUGUGCAAUUUGGGAUUAAUCCAGUUUUACACUUUGGCAAUUAACACACCGGAUUGCAGGGAGGAGUUAAGUUGCAUUGUGAGGGUUCCCUAAUAAGUUGGUUUUUUUUUUAAUUGUUGUUAUUUUUUAAUUGAAACUUGUCUGAAUUUGCACAGAUUUAAGCUCUGGAAUACUUUUGUAUUCUUAAAAAGGGAAAAAAAUUGUGACUAGUAUAGUGAAUUGUGAACUGUGAGUCGGUAGAAUCACAAGGUUGAUCUAAUCUUAGGUUGUUAAAAAUGUACCUCAGAAAGCUUGUGAGAAAUCGCUUCAUUUUUACACAACAGCCAGAUCCUGACGUAACACUUCUCACUUUACAACGUGCCAAAAUUCACUUUUAUACUAGUUCUCAAUGCUUUAAUAUUUGCAACUCUUAAGUUAAAAACGUGUUAUUUACAAACACUACUGUAACUUCAGUUCAGCUGAAUGGUGUGAUUGAAGCUUUUUGCCUCUCGUAUUUAUUACACAACUUGAUUCAGUAAAUAUAAAAUUACCUUUCCAUUUAUUUUUGUAUUGUUUUACAUGUUUAUACCUGCAGUUUGUGUGACUUUUACACCUGUAACUCAAAUGUGAUGGAAAGAACCAAUAAACAGUAUCCAUCCACUGGC
Pseudopodoces humilis (Tibetan ground-tit) is the source of this 9012-nucleotide messenger RNA. RefSeq names its product dynein axonemal assembly factor 9 (gene DNAAF9). The record is from RefSeq and is a predicted model, not a curated record. Lineage: Eukaryota; Metazoa; Chordata; Aves; Passeriformes; Paridae.